UGAGGCAAAGCAGCGGUCCGAUAAAAAGCCCACGGCGGCCCAGGACGGCAUCACUCCACCGGCACCCGCAGCACCUGCAGCACUCCCCUCAGCAUCACUUCAGCAGCUCAAUCAGCUCCCCUCAGCACCGACAUGAAGCUCAUCUUGGCUCUUCUCCUUGUGGCUGUGUGCGUGGCUGCGGCUAUGGCCCAGUACCACCACGGUGGACAUGGAGGCUACCACCACGGCGGCCACCACGGAGGCUACCAUCACGGCGGCCACCACGGCGGCCACCACGGAGGCUACCACCACGGCGGCCACCACGGAGGCUACCACCACGGAGGCCACCACGGCGGCUACCACCACCAUGGCUAGACUGGGGCCUCACCGCCCGGUCGUCCACCAGUGCCAUACGAGUUUUGGAAACUCGACCAGUACCUGAACGAUGACGCCGUAUUUUCAUCCCCAUUCGAUUCGCCCAUUCGUUACCAAAACAAUCAUUCAUUGUAUUUAUUGAUUAAGAAUAUACGAUUUAAGUUUUA
This is a messenger RNA of Thrips palmi, 521 nucleotides long. RefSeq names its product cold and drought-regulated protein CORA-like. NCBI's taxonomy places the organism in Eukaryota, Metazoa, Arthropoda, Insecta, Thysanoptera, Thripidae. The coding region runs from base 133 to 354 and encodes 73 amino acids. The transcript has 2 exons. The record is from RefSeq and is a predicted model, not a curated record.